Messenger RNA from Gastrolobium bilobum, 1311 nucleotides. RefSeq lists its product as uncharacterized. The coding region runs from base 1 to 1311 and encodes 436 amino acids. The transcript has 2 exons. The record is from RefSeq and is a predicted model, not a curated record. Lineage: Eukaryota; Viridiplantae; Streptophyta; Magnoliopsida; Fabales; Fabaceae.
AUGGCUACCAAACAGAUUCAAACCAAAAAUCAAACUGAUCCUGCUACCAUAUUACCCUUUGAUGAUAUUUUUCAAAAUAACUCAUCUGUACCCAUCCAUAACUCCACCCUACAUACAUCACAUGCAGAAACUGAAGCUGAUAACAUUAGAAAAUCAAACAGAACCCGUAAACCUCCUCCAUCACCUACUACUGUAGCUGUCACUAUAUCAGCUUUGAUUUCUAUUGGAUACAAGCAAUCCAAUGCAGAUUAUUCAUUAUUCACAAAGCAUAAUUCAUCUUCAUUCACCGCCCUUUUGGUGUAUGUUGAUGACAUUGUGCUGGCUGGAAAUAAUAUGCAGGAAAUCAAUUAUGUGAAAUCAUUCCUUGAUCAACAGUUCAAAAUCAAAGACCUUGGUUACUUAAGAUUCUUUCUUGGACUUGAGAUAUCCAGAUCCAAAGAAGGAAUUAUACUGAAUCAAAGAAAAUACGCAUUAGAAAUAUUAUCAGACGCGGGCUUGCUUGCUUCUAAACCAGCUUCCACUCCCAUGGAUGCAACUUCAAAGCUCAGCUCUGAUACUGGUACUCCUCUAGCUGAUGAAGCUUCAUAUCGUCGGUUAGUAGGACGCCUUCUAUACUUAACAACAACCAGACCUGAUCUUGCUUAUUCAGUACAACAACUCAGCCAAUAUGUCUCAAAACCAACUGAAGUUCAUAUGGCUGCUGCUCUUCGUGUUUUGAGAUAUAUAAAAGGAUCACCAGGUACUGGUUUGUUCUUCUCCUCAACUUCUGCUCUUUCUCUUUCUGGGUUUGCUGAUUCCGAUUGGGCAUGUUGCCCGGACACACGUAAGUCCAUCAGUGGAUACUGUGUAUUCCUAGGAUCUUCUCUUGUAUCUUGGAAAUCAAAGAAGCAAACAACAGUGUCUAGAUCAUCUGCAGAAGCUGAAUAUAGAGCCCUUGCAAGUCUUACUUGUGAAGUUCAAUGGAUACACUAUCUGUUAGCCGAUCUGUGUAUUCCCACAUCUAAGGCUGCUGCAAUAUAUUGUGAUAAUGUUUCUGCUAUCUACCUUGCACACAACCCAUCGUUUCAUGAGCGCACAAAGCACUUUGAAAUUGAUUGCCAUGUUAUACGUGAAAGGAGUCAAUCGGGUUUAAUCCAUCUGCUUCAUGUUUCAUCUGCAAACCAGUUAGCUGAUAUAUUUACAAAACCACUUCAUGUCAAACCUUUUUCGUCAUUUCUGGUCAAGCUUGGUCUAAGGAAUAUCCACCGACCAGCUUGUGGGGGGGUAUUACCAUCUGAUGCAGAAACUGAAGAUCAAACUCACGUGAAAUAG